Molecule: messenger RNA, 4250 nt
Organism: Podarcis raffonei (Aeolian wall lizard)
Lineage: Eukaryota; Metazoa; Chordata; Lepidosauria; Squamata; Lacertidae
Gene: C8H2orf42
Product: chromosome 8 C2orf42 homolog
Exons: 10
Coding region: 2098-3819 (573 amino acids)
Cellular component (GO): nucleus
Source: RefSeq, a predicted model, not a curated record
GGCUGCACACGGCGGCGAGGGGGCAGGAAGCCGCUGCCCCGAUUUGCCAGGCUGGCUCUGCUGCUGCCGCCGCCGAAGGCAACAAUGCGUGCCCGUUGCUGGAGACCACAGGAGGGGAGAGGGCUGCUCUUGGGCUCGCAUCCCGCUCGCCGCAGAUUCCCACGAGCAUCUGGCUGGCCACUGUGAGAGCAGGAUGCUGAACUGGAUGGGCCAUUGGCCUGAUGAUAAUAGCAACCAUGACGAUGAUUUUAUUGUUUGUGCCCUGCCCAUCUGACUCGGUUGCCCCAGCCACUCUGGGCGGCUUCCAGCGGACUCUUCUUAAGUUCUUAAAAAUGCCUGAAUCACUGCUUUCUGCUUGUUUCAGGAGUACUACUUGCAAAGGAACGCUAUGUGAUGACUUACUGGGUGGCUAAAGAGGUGGAAACCUUUGCAAGUUUCACAACAAAAUAUGUGAAUUGGUUUGAACCUGUGCAAAUAAUACAUUGGAGACUGUUAGGUAGUGGUUAGAGCACCAUUCCGCAACCUGGUGUCUUAGAGAUCGUUUGCACUACAACUUCCAUUAGCCCCAGAAUCAUAUGGCUAAGCUUCCACUGCUGGGAAUUGUAGUCCAAAACCUCUGGUGGUGACCAGGUUAGGACAUCAGCCUGGGUGACUUUCGCCAGUUGUCCUCUCUCAAUGUAGCCCACCUCAUAAGAUUGUUCUGAGAAUAAAAUAGGUAAGGGGAGAACUGUGUGUGCUGCUCUCUGGUGCCUGGAGGAAGAGUGAGCAAAAGAUUAAAAAAAAUAAAACUGCCACUCCCUAGCUCUGAACUCUCUCAUUUUAAUGAUCACUUGGCUGGCAGGCGACCAGACAACUUGAUGGACUGUGGAAUGGUUCAUGAACUAGGAGGACUUCUUGGAACCAUGGACUGGGGGGAGGAAAAAUGAAUAUUUAUGAGUUCUGGCAGAUGCUGGGGGGCAGGGCAGAGCAAUCCUAAUUGGGGUUGAGGGGAUUGAGACAGCAAAUUACAGCCACAUUCUAAGCCCUCCUACUGGCUCAUAUCAGGUAGGGUGGGCAUUUUGCAGUUUUUCAGUGCUGUAGCUCAAGAUUGGUGUGGCUUAGGGAUCGAGAAUUAGGGGCUUUCGAUCCAGCCCUCUGUGCUGACUAGGAUCUGGCAGAUUCCCACUCUCUCAGGAAACUCACUUGGCAUGACCUAGGACCAGUCAUUGCCUCUCAGUCUAGCCUACCUCUCAGGGUUGUUGUGGGAAUCAAUGAGGAGAGGGGAAACCAUAUACGCCACCUUGAGCUCCUUAGAAAAAAAGGUGAGAUAUAAAGAAAAUAAUUAAAUCAUUGCCUCCCCCUUGAAUUCACCUUUGUGUACUAAUUAUUGAAGGGUUUUGUUUACUUUCAUAAUUCUGCAUUUGUUUAUAGUUUGAGAUGUGUUGUGAAUAAUCUGAAAUGCAGGGCAUCCCUUAGAGCCAAAAGUAGGCUGGAAGCGAUGAUGCAUCUGGGUUGUGGGGGGUGAUGCUUCUAAGUGGGAAAAGGGCCUGCCUGGCUGUCCAUUGGACCUUGACUUAGGCAGAAUCUGAUCAGUCCUUUCCUUCUCCACUAUUGACAGAGAUUGGGAGAGAAAGAGAGCAGUCCCCAAAUCAAUAUUUGCCUUCCAGCAGCAGCAGCGAGUCCCAAUAUGUGUGACUUCCCAGGAUUCCUCUGACUCAAUCUGAGAAUGCAAGGGCUAGUGGCAAGAUUCACAUUUCGCAUGCAUCUUUCCCCCUUUAUGACCUCAUUGGAACAUCACAGCAGAGGUUCCUUGCCAGAAAAUGCUUCAUUGUGACACCACUGGGCUGGUGGUCCGAGUUCUUGCCAGAAUCUUGAGAGUGAUUCAUGGCAUCCCUAGAUCCCGCCCCUUCUUGGUCCAUCCUCAGUUCUGGGGUCAUGUAAAACAGGCACCUAACAGAUUAUAUUACUUUCAACAUGGAUAGCUGGACAUUGGACUGAACAGCACGGGUUAAUGAUGUUCCAUUGGACUUUGGGGGAAGCAGGAGUGGGGAUUGCUGCUCAAAACUGACCCCCUUGCAGCUUCUUUUUAGCAACAACAACAAAUAGGCUGCCUGAAGGAUGGACUCAAACCCUGCCAGGAGUAAAGUCCCAGCUUUCUUAUCAGACUUGGGGAAAGCUACCCUGAGAGGCAUCAGGAAAUGCCCCCGGUGCGGCACCUACAACGGCACCCGCGGGCUGAGCUGCAAGAACAAGACUUGCGGCACCAUCUUCCGCUACGGUACCCGGAAGCAGACCAGUGUCGACGCGGUCAAAAUCAACACUGGCUCUGAUCUGCAGGUCUAUUCAGUGCGGCAGAGGGACAGGGGGCCAGAGUACCGGUGCUUUGUGGAGCUGGGAGUUUCGGAGACCACCAUCCAGACAGUAGACGGGACCAUCAUCACACAGCUCAGCUCUGGGCGCUGCUACGUCCCAUCGUGUUUGAAGGCGGCUGCACAAGGGGUGGUGGAAAACCAGUGCCAGCACAUUAAACUGGCUGUGAACUGUCAGGCAGAGGCCACCCCGUUGCCCCUGAAAAGCUCAGUCUUGAACUCGUUGCAGGCCUCUGCUGAGACGAAACAAACCUUAUGGCAGUUGGCCACGGAGUCCACAGGGCCCCUAGUUCAGAGGAUUACCAAGAACAUCCUAGUGGUGAAGUGCAAAGCCAGCCAGAAGCAUAGCUUGGGUUACCUCCACAUCUCCUUCUCCCACAAGGCUGGCCACAAGAGCAGGGCGGAACACCGCUUCCUCUGCUCCUGCCAGUCCCUGAAGUCCAGCAAGGCAGCUUCUGCUAAGGAAGAGGCAAGCCAGAAAUGCAAUCACUUCUUUGCCUGCCUCUGUGCCUUUGCCAGCGAUGAUCUCUUGGCCCAGGAGUUUGCAGAUUUCCUCAGCUAUGAUUCCAGCGGUCUGAAGUCAACAGUAGGAGCCCAGCUUCUCUGUCAGCCUGAAUCCGCCUUGAGCUCUGGAGAGGCUGCUGCCUCCAAGGCCAAAAAGAGGAAAAAAGACGAAGGAAUGGGCACACAAGCAAGUAGCCCCCUCUUGUCUCAAGACGUGGCAAACACAAACCUGCGCAAAAGUGGAUUGAAAAAGCCAGCGGUUGCUUCACUGAAAAGGCAAGCUUGCAGUCAGCUGCUUGAUGAAUCACAAGUAACCUUGUCCUUCCAAGAGUGGUUGGCCAGUGUCACUGAACGCAUCCACCAAGCCAUGCAUUACCAGUUUGAUGGCAAACCAGAGCCACUGGUGUUCCACAUCCCCCAGGCUUUCUUUGAGGCUCUCCAGCAGAGGAUUUCUGUUGGGAGCAUCAAGAAGCGGAUGCCAAAUUCGACCACAGCUUUUGUCCGGAAAGAUGCUUUGCCCCUGGGCACCUUUUCCAAAUAUACGUGGCACAUCACAAACAUCUUGCAAGUCAAACAGAUCUUUGAUACCCUUGAGAUGCCUCUGAAAAUCACACGCAGCUUCAUCCAGAACCAGGAUGGCACCUAUGAGCCCUUUAAGUGCCCCAAAGUUGAGGUGGAGAGCAUCCCAGACACUUACGGGCGCUUGGAGAAGCAGCCAGUCCUCCGGCCUCUGGAGCUGAAAACCUUCCUGAAAGUCGGCAACACAUCCCCUGAUCAGAAGGAACCGACACCUUUCAUCAUUGAGUGGAUUCCAGAUAUCCUCCCCCAGUCGAAAAUUGGUGAACUGAGGAUUAAGUUUGAAUAUGGCCACUACAGAAAUGGUCACACCACCGACUUCCAGGAGCAGCGCACUUCCCUUGAACAGACGCUGGAGCUUAUGCCUCUCACCACCAUCACCUUCCCUUGAGCUCGUCAUGCAGUUCUUGCACAGCUUGGUUUGCACAACCCUUGCCCUGUAGCUGGUCAGCCUUUGCGGGUAUCAGUCAGCCAUUUGACUGGGGAACGCACCAGGAGCCAGAAUGCAGCGGGGCUUCACUACAAACGACCCACUUCUUUGUAAGCAGCUGCACUAGAAACUUCUGCCUCUUUCAUUUCAAACAGCAUUUUCAGUCGCUUCUUGGGACAAAAUUAAUUCAUGCACUCUCCACUUCUACUCUGAGACUCACCUGUGCGCCGACCUAUGAUUGCUGUUUUUUUCCGCCACCCUAUUUUGCACAGUUGACAGAUUACAGGUGAGGGUGGAGCAGAGUGUCCAGGUGCUCGGCUGCCUUGGCUAAUUACUACCCCCUUACUGGCAUAUUUUGCAAUAUAUUUCUACAAUAAAGUAAAUUGAACCAA